This is a messenger RNA of Gaeumannomyces tritici R3-111a-1, 4763 nucleotides long. RefSeq lists its product as hypothetical. Gene Ontology annotation, biological process: DNA-templated transcription. The transcript is spliced from 3 exons. Lineage: Eukaryota; Fungi; Ascomycota; Sordariomycetes; Magnaporthales; Magnaporthaceae. Gene Ontology annotation, cellular component: RNA polymerase II, core complex. Gene Ontology annotation, molecular function: DNA-directed RNA polymerase activity; DNA binding; ribonucleoside binding. Bases 367 to 4203 code for a protein of 1278 amino acids. The record is from RefSeq and is a predicted model, not a curated record.
AAAAAAUCCGCAGGCACCAAACAUCUACCGCCUGCCUUUCACGAGGAAGACCUGCAUCGCGUCGGGCCCUCAACCAAGCCAUCCUCUUUCCCGACAACGCUCCCUGAUCUUUUGUUUCUUUGCCAGAAGUCUGAUCGCUCUGGGUUGUGCUCCAAGGCAGAGUGCGCGCGCCGCCCGCGCCCAGCGUUGAUUUGAAAGCAGCCCUGACCGUCGCCUCACCUCGGCUUCAGUCCAGCCUCACCCACGCGCCUGUCAUCGCCUCCCCCGCAUCGGUCGGCCGACCGAGAUCUCCUGUUUCCCGACUCAUCGCCUUGGAAUAGGCGACGCGCUCCCGCUGAAGAAAUCACUCGACCCGCACGCGACAAGAUGGCGGAAUACGGAGAUAAUGACUAUGAGGCGGACAACUACCAGGAUGGCCAGGGCGAGGAGGACGACUUUGAUCCCGAGGCGAUCACGCCCGAGGACUGCUGGACGGUCAUCUCGUCCUACUUUGACGAAAAGGGCCUGGUGUCGCAGCAGAUCGAUUCCUACAACGAGUUCACAACCACCACCAUCCAGAGCAUAAUCGACGAGUACCACACCCUCACUCUCGACCAGCAGAACCCGCAGGACAGCGGCGCGAGUGGCCGGCCGCUGAGAAUGCGCCGCUACACCCUCACGUUUGGUCACAUCCUCGUCACCCAGCCAACAAUCAAGGAAACCGAUGGUCAGGCCAACACGCUUGUCCCGUACGAGUGCCGCGACCGAAACCUCACGUACGCCUGCCCGCUAUGGGUCAAGCUGACCCGCAAGGUCGAGGCGGCCGUCGAGGUGGAUAUCCCCGAGGACAAACUCACGGAGGAGCAAAAAGAGGAGGCGCUUGCAACUAACGAGCACCCCACGACUGUCGUCUGGGUUCCGGAGCCGGUCGAGGAGCAUUCGAUUGAGAAGAAUGAGAACAUGAGGGAUAUGGUUUUCAUUGGCAAAAUCCCCAUUAUGCUCAAGAGUCGAAUCUGCUAUCUCCGCAGUCAGCCUGAGUCGGAGCUCUUCCUUCUCAACGAGUGCCCAUACGACCAGGGCGGUUACUUUAUCAUCAACGGCAGUGAAAAGGUCCUCAUUGCGCAGGAGCGCUCUGCCGCCAACAUUGUCCAGGUCUUCAAGAAGGCGCAGCCGCACAAAUACCUCUAUCAGGCCGAGAUCCGUAGCGCCCUCGAGAAGGGCUCCCGCCUCAUCUCGUCGCUGGUGAUGUCGUUGACAUCCAAGGGGGACAGCUCACGUGGUGCCUUUGGCCAAACGCUCCAUGUCACGCUGCCGUACGUCAAUGGCGAGCUGCCGUUAGCCAUUGUGUUCCGCGCCCUUGGCGUGGUGUCUGACGAGGACAUUCUGAACCAUAUCGUCCUGGACAAGGGUGAUGUGCAGAUGUUGGAGAUGCUGCGGCCCAGUAUCGAAGAGGCUUUCUGUAUCCAAGACCGUGAGGUUGCGCUGGACUUUAUCGGCAAGCGAGUUGGCAGGGAUGGGCAGCACGCCAACAAUCGGCACCAGCGUCUGCGCAUGGCUCGGGACAUCCUCCAGAAGGAGACCCUACCACACGUUUCGCAGGAGGAAGGCCAAGAGACGAGGAAAGCUUUUUUCUUGGGCUACAUGGUGCACAAAAUUCUUCAGUGUGCCCUUGGCCGUCGCGACGUCGAUGACCGAGACCACUUCGGCAAGAAGCGACUUGAUCUCGCGGGUCCGCUGCUGGCCAAGCUCUUCCGCAACCUUGUUCGCAGGAUGUCCAACGAUAUGAUGAAUCAUCUCAAGCGUUGCAUCGACUCGUCGAGGAACUUCGACCUGACUUCCGCGCUGAGGCCCAACACGCUGUCAAACGGGCUGAAGUACUCGUUGGCCACGGGCAACUGGGGCGAUCAGAAGAAGGCGGCGAGCUCGACGGCAGGUGUCUCCCAGGUGCUGAACCGAUACACAUUCGCAUCGACGUUGUCGCAUCUGCGGCGGACGAACACGCCCAUCGGCCGUGAUGGCAAGCUUGCAAAGCCCCGCCAGCUGCACAACACGCAUUGGGGUCUGGUCUGCCCUGCCGAGACUCCCGAGGGCCAGGCUUGUGGUCUGGUGAAGAACCUGUCUCUGAUGUGCAUGGUUAGUGUCGGAACACCCGCAUCUCCCAUCGAGCACUUCCUCGUCUCUCGAGGCAUGGAGGUUCUCGAGGAGUUUGAGCCCUCGGACGGCAUGGCCGUGUCCAAGAUCUUCAUCAACGGCACGUGGGUCGGUGUUUCUCGCAACAUUGACGAGCUGGCUGAUGCGGUCGCGGACCUGCGGAGGAAGAACACGGUGGAUGCCGAGGUUUCUCUGAUCCACGACGUGCGUGAGGGAGAGUUCAGGAUCCUGUCGGAUGCCGGUCGCGUCAUGAGGCCGCUGUUCGUGGUGAACCAGAAGGACGAUGAGAUGACUGGGACCAAAAAGUCGAGUCUUGUGCUCACCAAGGAGCAUAUCGCCAGGCUGCACGAAGACAAGGACAACCAGCUGUCCCAGGGAGACGAGGGAUUCUACGGAUGGGAGGGUCUGAAGUCGGACGGUGUCAUCGAUCUUAUGGAUGCCGAGCAGGAGGAGACGGCCAUGAUUUGUAUGACGCCAGAGGACUUGGAUAUCUUCAGGUACCUCAAGGAGACGGGCAUCAACCUGGCGUCCGAAGACGACAUCAUCACGGAGCACAACAUCAACAAGCGGCUGAGGACGAAGAUAAACCCGACGACACAUACCUACACCCACUGCGAGAUUCAUCCUAGUAUGCUGCUGGGCAUCUGCGCCAGCAUCAUUCCGUUCCCUGAUCACAACCAGUCGCCUCGUAACACCUACCAGUCUGCAAUGGGCAAGCAGGCCAUGGGUUUCUUCCUGACAAAUUACAACAAGCGCAUGGACACCAUGGCCAACAUCCUCUACUACCCGCAAAAGCCCCUUGGUAUCACCCGCUCGAUGGAGUACCUCAAGUUCCGCGAGCUUCCGGCAGGACAGAACGCCAUCGUGGCCAUCGCAUGCUACUCUGGAUACAACCAGGAAGAUUCCGUCAUCAUGAACCAGAGCAGCAUCGACCGCGGACUCUUCAGGAGCCUGUUCUUCCGGUCAUACACCGACGCCGAGAAACGAGUGGGUAUCAACCUCGUGGAGAAGUUUGAGAAGCCGUACAGGCAGGACACUCUUCGUCUGAAGCAGGGAACCUACGACAAGCUCGAGGAUGAUGGCAUUGUUGCACCUGGCACUCGUGUCUCGGGAGAGGACAUUAUCAUCGGAAAAACGGCGCCCAUUCAACCGGACAACCAGGAGCUGGGUCAGCGCACAGUGCAGCAUGUCAAGCGAGACGCAUCGACGCCUCUCCGAAGCACCGAGAGCGGUAUUGUCGACCAGGUAAUCCUGACGACGAACCAAGACGGACUCAAGUACGUCAAGGUUCGUGUCAGGACCACCAAGAUCCCCCAGAUCGGAGACAAGUUUGCGUCGCGUCACGGUCAAAAGGGUACCAUCGGUGUUACGUAUCGGCACGAGGACAUGCCUUUUACGCGGGAAGGCAUCACGCCCGACAUCAUCAUCAACCCCCACGCCAUUCCGUCUCGUAUGACAAUCGCCCAUUUGAUCGAGUGUCUACUAAGUAAGGUGGCCACCAUCAAGGGCUUCGAGGGCGACGCCACUCCCUUCACCGAGGUGACGGUAGACAGUGUCUCCAAGCUGCUUCGGGAAUACGACUACCAGUCUCGUGGGUUUGAGGUGCUCUACCACGGCCACACGGGACGCAAGCUCCGCGCCCAGGUCUUCUUCGGUCCCACGUACUACCAGCGUCUCCGUCACAUGGUGGACGACAAGAUCCACGCCCGUGCCCGUGGGCCUCUUCAGAUUAUGACGCGACAGCCGGUCGAGGGUCGAGCCAGAGACGGUGGUCUCCGUUUCGGAGAAAUGGAACGUGAUUGCAUGAUUGCACACGGAGCCGCAGCCUUCCUCAAGGAGCGCCUUUUCGAGGUCUCGGACGCUUUCCGGGUGCACAUUUGCGAAAUCUGCGGGCUAAUGACACCUAUUGCUGAUCUCACCAAGGGUACCUUUGAGUGCCGCCCUUGCAAGAACAAGACAAAGAUUGCGCAGGUGCACAUCCCGUACGCCGCCAAGCUUCUUUUCCAGGAGCUUGCGGCGAUGAACAUUGCAACCAGGAUGUUCACAGACCGGUCGGGUGUCUCGAUCCGUUGAGGCAAUAAUGUCGCCUUUGAUUGGUUGGCUAACCGUGGUUCUUUGUCUCUUUUUCCCUUAUAACUCGACCUUCACGUUUAUGCCCUACCACAAACAACAAAAACAGCGGGGUCUUUUGCAUGGAGUAAAGGAAGAACUGAGAGGGCUCAUUUCAACUUGGGGAUGGGUAUUUUAUUGCUAUUUACAUGUUCUGCAUAGCUGGUGGUGUCCGAACAGCCACGACAACCCCUGCUCGCGACCUAAACACCAAGCACAUCCGUUCUAGACUGUGGCAAAGCUGUCUCGUCUAGGUAUAGGAGAGGAGGCUUUGUUUCUCUACUCACGGCACAGUUCUGAUGUCGUCGGGCUAGUGCUCCAAAGGUAUCAGGCGGAGAAGGAAGUGGACGAUAAUAGAUUCGGGGGGUCUUGCCCCAGGAGUUGGCUUGUAUUGUACCCACGAUACAUCGAUUCUUCAGAUCAAAAGACAUGACGUAGACCUGACUGGAGCGUGCCUCGGGUAUAGCUAACGGAAGGGAGAUUAUCUUAUGCUCAAUAGUGGGUAUCGUUGCAGGUAUCUCGGU